Molecule: messenger RNA, 1520 nt
Organism: Talaromyces stipitatus ATCC 10500
Lineage: Eukaryota; Fungi; Ascomycota; Eurotiomycetes; Eurotiales; Trichocomaceae
Product: esterase, putative
Exons: 4
Coding region: 34-894 (286 amino acids)
Biological process (GO): formaldehyde catabolic process
Cellular component (GO): cytosol
Molecular function (GO): S-formylglutathione hydrolase activity
Source: RefSeq, a predicted model, not a curated record
AUUCCAACACAGCAAAGACAGAAACAAACAAUCAUGUCAGUAACAACGAAAGCAACAAUCGCCUCCUUCGGCGGCAAACUCCUCAAACUAAGCCACACUGCCAAAACCACCAACUGCGAAAUGAAUUUCAACCUUUAUCUACCUCCACAAGCUUUCGCUAAUAAAAAGGUGCCAUUGCUCAUCUAUCUGUCCGGUUUGACAUGUACGGCAGACAAUUGUUCGGAAAAGGGCUUCUUUCAGCAUGGAGCGAGUAAAAAGGGGAUUGCUGUGUUGUAUCCUGAUACCAGUCCUCGAGGUUUGAAUAUCGCAGGUGAGGAUGAUGCAUACGACUUCGGCACCGGCGCCGGAUUCUAUGUCGAUGCCACAAAGCCCCCUUACGAUAAAGGGUACAAUAUGUACAGCUACAUAACCGAGGAAUUACCCAAGACCGUGUUUGAGUCGUUCAAGGAUCAGAUUGAUGCCAGUCGAGUUAGUAUUACGGGUCAUAGUAUGGGUGGCCAUGGUGCUCUUACGCUCUUUCUUCGAAACCCAGGAAAAUACAAAUCUGUCAGUGCAUUUGCGCCAAUCUCGAACCCCAUCAAUUGUCCCUGGGGCCAGAAGGCGUUCAAGGGCUACUUUGGCGAAGACAAUCAGGAGAAAUGGAAGGAACAUGAUGCUACGGAACUGGUCAAGAAAUGGAAGGGACCAUUAAAUGUCUUAAUUGAUGUCGGAACCGGCGACAACUUUUACCAACAAGGCCAACUCCUCCCCGAAAACUUCGCCAAAGCCGCCUCAGAAGCCGGCGUGACGGGCGUGAAUAUUCGCUAUCAAGCGGAUUAUGAUCAUAGUUAUUAUACUAUGGCUACAUUUUCCGAUGAUCAUGUUGAGCAUGCGGCCAAGUAUUUGUUUGAGUAGUGCGUUCUCCCCUUCCGUUCUUUUGUUCGGAUUUCUCAGCGGAAGAUGAUGAUCUCUAACUAGGUUUAUCCCCGUAGCAGAAAUCGUACUUUAGAAGCAGGCAAAAAUAAGGAGUCUCGAAUAUAAUGUCCUUGAUACAACUAACGUGGUCUUAUAAAAGAUGAAUACGUAGAGCGAUUGCCUAAUAUACUUGAUCAAAUAUUGAAUUCACUCCUGAACAUCCCCGAGGUCUUCAUUCGUUAAUGUGAUAGUUAACCUUGGAAACAACAGGGUAGACGCUGACAAAGUCACACUCGAGUCCUGAUUCAACUCAUAAGUCACCUAACCAAAGACAUGCCGUAGCUUUGACCGUUUAUAUCUCGUAUUCUCAUUCCUCGCCGCAUCGUAGUAUUAUUCAUCAGUUAUAUCGUAAAGAAAAUAUAUUUUGUGUUGAUAUUUUGUUUCUUGAAAAAGGAAGAAUGUGUUGAGGGCGUAAGCGCCAUGCAAUGCACAUGACAGAAUAUGUACCAAUGAAAACAAUAACAGGGGAAUCUAAGUGGCGCAGGAUGCUUUUUUCACUCUCGCAUCAACAGAACAAGGAGUACGGUCCGGUGAGAUUAGGAUCCGGUUUAGGAGCUAAGGCGCUG